CGUUUCCCCGUUUCUAUGAAGCCGUUUAGGUCGCACUUUGCCUGCGACCAGAGCUUUCGGCACAGAGCAGAAGCGUCAAAUUGAGUUCACUUUUAAAACGAAACCGAGUUUUGAAAUAAAUUGCAGGAGCCAGGUUCUCCAAAAUUAAGACUUGGCCAUGACUGACCGGCACUUGGCAGCGUGGACGGCGGGCUGCGUGCUCGGACUGUUCGUGCUUGUCGCCCCCAGCCUCCAGGAAGUCCAGCAGCAGACAGCCCCGGUGGCCGGCGAGCCACAGCCCCUGGAAGAGGACAAACGGGGAUGGAGCGAUAUGCAAAGCGGAUGGGGGAAGAGAGGAUGGCAAGAUAUGCAGGGCAGUUGGGGAAAGCGCGCCUGGGACAACCUGGGCUCCACUUGGGGCAAACGCGACUGGGGCCAGUUCAAGGGCUCGUGGGGCAAGCGUGGUUGGAGCGAAAUGCAGCCGAUGUGGGGCAAGCGGGCCUGGGACAAAUUCCACGGCGCCUGGGGCAAGAGGACACCUGAGGAGGACGAGCAGGAGGGCGACAAUGACGCAUCCAUCGCCGACGACACCGAGCUGCUCGGAAACCUGGAAAACAUGUCCGACGACGAGCUGGCCAAGCUGGCCAACUUCAUCUACAGCAACGAUGGUGACCUACAGAACUCGCUGACCGAGGAGGAGCAGAAGCGUAGCUGGAGCAAUUUGCACGGCGCCUGGGGAAAGAGGGGUUGGAACAACUUCAAAGGUAGGCAGCGAUCUUGGGGAAAGAAGCGUGAGCCAGGCUGGAACAACCUCAAAGGUCUCUGGGGGAAGCGGUCUGAUCGCAGCUGGAACAAAUUGGCGUCUGUGUGGGGAAAACGAUCUGUCGACGGUGAGAAAGGAAUCAAGCAGACCGCCUCGAGCCUAGAAAACUGAACUGCACUGCACUCGUAAAAGAUUGAUUUUGUUGAAACCCCGUUCGGAAUAAGGAGCGUGUAUAUUUGUGACAAAUCAAUCGAUUUUUCAACUCCCCCACCCCUCUACAUGCCCCCCACCUUGAUUGACUACUUUUCUGCCAAAGUACCGAGGACGAAAAACGCACGAACUGAUACAGGGCGCAGUGAUGAGAUGAUAUUACAAAAUAAAACGAAUCCGGUUAUGCAUUUUAAUUUUUCUGCUGACACGAUUUUAGAACAAACUCACUUAGCGCGUACAUAAAAUGUCUCCUUUGCCGCUUUUCCUUCAGUAUAUAUAUAUAUAAUUGUAGUUUCUCGGAAUGAUUUGCUGAAUUUCUUAAUGCUGUGCUGUACUACUACCGUCUCAUAGAAUCGUUGUAAACAAGCUGUUGCAGAGGACUUGAUCUCAAAAAAUAAAUACAUUCCAUGGCAAAUCGCAUUUUAUGAGAUAAUAUAGAAAUAUACACGAUUAAUGUUCCAUUUAGGACGAGAAGGAGCAAUUAAUAUUAUACCAAUUUCCUCGAUCGAAAAAACUGCAUGGUGCCCUCACAUGUGUCGAAAAAAGAUGUUGAAAGUACUAAACUGUUGUAUUUUGUGUGAAUAACAAAACACUACUGAAUAAACGUUAUUUUGAUUUCAACAAAGCAAA
Molecule: messenger RNA, 1582 nt
Organism: Cloeon dipterum
Lineage: Eukaryota; Metazoa; Arthropoda; Insecta; Ephemeroptera; Baetidae
Gene: Mip
Product: Myoinhibiting peptide precursor
Exons: 5
Coding region: 158-913 (251 amino acids)
Source: RefSeq, a predicted model, not a curated record